This is a messenger RNA of Meleagris gallopavo (turkey), 3233 nucleotides long. RefSeq names its product BMP/retinoic acid inducible neural specific 2 (gene BRINP2). The record is from RefSeq and is a predicted model, not a curated record. Lineage: Eukaryota; Metazoa; Chordata; Aves; Galliformes; Phasianidae. Gene Ontology annotation, cellular component: neuronal cell body; dendrite; cytoplasm. Gene Ontology annotation, biological process: cellular response to retinoic acid; negative regulation of mitotic cell cycle; positive regulation of neuron differentiation.
AUGGGGCGGCGGGGCCGGCACCGGGAAGCCUGAGCCGCCACCGGACCGCGGGAUCCGCUGCUGCCGCUGCCGCCCGGAGCCUGGGGGCAGGAUCCGUCCCCAAGGAGCGUGGCGGGGCGAGAGAAUGAAGGAUCCGGCUGGGCAGCAGCAGCAUGGGGCAGCAGAACCUGCGGCGUGCUGACGGGCUCCUGCCGAUGCUCUCGUGGCCCCUGGCCCUCCUGGCCCUGAGCGUGUGCUGCGGGGCAGGCGGCGUGGCCACCGAGCAGCAUGUCUCCAGCCCAGCAUCCCCUUCUUCCUCAUCCUCCUCCUCCUCCUCUGGCCGAGCACCCCUUGACUGGCUCCUCACCGACCGGGGUCCCUUCUACCGAGCCCAGGAGUACGUGGACUUCAUGGAGCGCUACCGGCAGGGUUUCACCACCAGGUACAGGAUCUACAGGGAGUUUGCACGCUGGAAGGUGAACAACCUGGCUUUGGAGAGGAAGGAUUUCUUCAGCUUACCGCUGCCCCUUGCCCCUGAAUUCAUCCGCAACAUCCGCUUGCUGGGGCGCCGGCCCAGCCUGCAGCAGGUCACCGACAGCAUCAUCAAGAAAUACGGGACACACUUCUUGCUGGCCGCCACGCUGGGAGGAGAGGAGUCCCUGACCAUUUUUGUGGACAAGCGCAAGCUGAGCCAUCGGGCAGAGCUGUCGGGGGCUGGGAACGGCUCAGCGGUGUCACUGGAGACGCUGCACCAGCUGGCAGCCUCCUACUUCAUCGACCGCGAGAGCACGCUGCGUCGGCUGCACCACAUCCAGAUUGCCACGGCUGCCAUCAAGGUGACAGAAACACGGACAGGGCCGCUGGGCUGCAGCAAUUACGACAACCUGGACUCGGUGAGCUCGGUGCUGGUGCAGAGCCCGGAGAACAAGGUGCAGCUGCAAGGGCUGCAGACAGUGCUGCCCCAUCACCUGAGGGAGCGUUUCGUGGCAGCCGCUUUGAGCUACAUCGCCUGCAGCUCGGUUGGGGAGCUGGUGUGCCGCCGGAGCGACUGCCGCUGCCAAUGCCAGCCCACCUUCCCCCACUGCAACUGCCCUGAGGCCGACAUCCAGGCACUCGAGGGCAACUUGGUCCAGCUCCAGCGUGCCUGGGACAGCCACCACAGCCAGUUUGAGGAGUCAGAGGAGUUUCAGGCCCUGGUGAAGAAGCUCCCAGGGGACCGCUUCCUGAACAGGACGGCCAUCUCCCACUUCUGGGCCAUGGACCUGGACAUUCAACACCGCUACCAACAGCUGGGCACCAGCCUCAAGCUGCUCUCCAGGAAAACCCACCACAUCAUUCGGAGGCUCUUCAACCUCAGCAAACGCUGCCACCGGCAACCCCGCUUCAAACUGCCAAAGGAGAGGCCACUUCAUUACUGGUGGGGCCGCGCUCAGUCGCUCCUCUACUGUGGUGAGACGACAGUGCCUGGGGCCUUCCUGGAAGAAAGCCACAGCUGCACGUGCCCCUCGGAGCAGCCCUCCUGCCAAGGGGCCAUCCCGUGUGCCUUGGGUGAGGGGCCAGCCUGCGCCAGCUGCGCCGAGGACAACAGCACUCGCUGCGGGACCUGCAACCACGGCUACGUGCUGGCCCAGGGCUUCUGCCGCCCCGAGGUGGCCGACUCACUGGAGCAUUACCUGGGACUGGAGACAGACCUGCAGGACCUGGAGCUCAAGUACCUCCUGCAGAAACGGGACAGCCGCAUCGAGGUGCACUCCAUUUUCAUCAGCAAUGACAUGCGCCUCGGGAGCUGGUUUGACCCCUCCUGGAGGAAGCGCAUGCUCCUGACCCUGAAAAGCAACAAGUACAAGCCAGGCCUGGUUCACGUGAUGUUGGCCCUCUCCCUGCAGAUCUGCCUCACCAAGAACAGCACGCUGGAACCCGUCAUGGCCAUCUACGUCAACCCCUUUGGGGGAAGCCACUCAGAGAGCUGGUUCAUGCCCGUCAACGAGGGCAGCUUCCCAGACUGGGAAAGGACUAACGUGGAUGCCUCUGCCCAGUGCCAAAACUGGACGCUCACUUUGGGCAACAAAUGGAAGACCUUCUUUGAAACAGUCCACGUCUACUUGCGGAGCCGCAUCAAGUCUCUGGAUGAUAGCUCCAACGAGACCAUCUACUAUGAGCCCUUGGAGAUGACAGAUCCCUCCAAGAACCUGGGCUACAUGAAGAUCAACAGCCUGCAGGUCUUUGGCUACAGCCUGCCCUUUGAACCGGACUCCAUUCGUGACCUGAUCCUACAGCUGGACUACCCCUACACGCAGGGAUCGCAGGCUUCAGCCAUGCUGCAGCUGGUGGAGAUCCGGGACCGGGUUAACAGGCUGUCACCCCCUGGCAAAACCCGCCUCGACCUCUUCACCUGCCUGCUUCGUCACAGGCUCAAGCUGGCCAACAACGAGGUGGCCAGGAUCCAGUCCUCUCUGCGAGCCUUCAGUGCACGGCUGCCCAAUGCAGUGGAGCAGGAGAUGGGCAAGCUGUGCAGCUAGCAGCUGCGACACUCAAAUCACAGAGCGAGAGAGCCUGGUGAAAAGACUCUCCUGAAAAAAAUAAAUAAAAUAUUAAAAAGCACUCUGAAAAGAAUGAAAUCAAGGCCUUACCUUCAUGCCAACAGUGUGCUUCCAUGGUACACCCAGCCACCGGCCAUAAAGAUGUGGGGCACAAUCCAGUGGGCCUGUGAGCGCAGGAUGGCUUCGUGCCCGGGGACAUUGCCAGCAGUCACCUCUUCUGUUUGGGGACACACGCUGGUGGCAGGGGCAUGUGUUGGUGGCCCCACCGGAGCAAACAACCCAACACCACGAGGGCUCCCAGUGCCCAUCAUCAGUUCCUCUAGCAGCACCCCAGUUUUUUAGUCUUUUUAAGAUGAGUUUCUACAGAUGCCUUUGCAACGCACUAUUCCUGUGGCUGUGUCCUCACAGGUGGCACAGGGGGACAACACGAUGGGCAGAGCUGAGACAUCACUCCCUUCAGUGCAGGCAGGGACCUGGCAUCUGCCCCACAAUGCUGCUGUUACGGACGCCAGUGAAGAUCUCUGGGCCGCUUUUCCUUACAAAGAAAUGGAAACAAAAGGAGGAAAGAAAAAGAUAAAAGAAAAAUGUUUUAUUUAUGUAUUUAUUUAUUUGGCUUGGGAGGGUUUUUUUUAAGCUUAUCUAUUUGGGGAGGAUCAUUUCUUGUUGGUGGCUCCAGCUGAGAGACAUCUUAGUAAAAUGUAUCUGUUUAAUAUA